AUGGUUUACAUUCGCCAGGACAAGCUUCCCAAGCUGAGGGAGUACAAGUACUCCGGUGUUGACCACAGUCUGGUUUCGCGCUAUGUGUUGAAGCCCUUCUAUUCCAAUGUGGUCAUCCAUUGCUUUCCCAUGUGGAUGGCGCCAAAUCUUAUAACCCUCACUGGUUUUAGCUUUGUCGUGGUGAACUUCCUGACGUUGUUAUGGUACAAUCCCACGCUUGACCAGGACUGUCCUCCGUGGGUGUACUUGAGCUGGGCAGUUGGACUGUUUCUAUACCAAACUUUUGAUGCUAUCGAUGGCUCGCAGGCCAGGAGAACGCAUCAGAGUGGUCCACUGGGUGAACUGUUCGACCAUGCAGGCGUCGACGCCAUCAACACUACUUUGGAGGUAUUGAUCUUCUCUGCCUGCAUGAACCUCGGACAGGGCUGGAAGACUGUCCUGACGCUUUUUGCAUCAUCCAUGACCUUCUAUGUCCAGACUUGGGAGGAAUAUCACACCCACACCCUCACUUUGGGUCUAAUCUCAGGGCCCGUUGAAGGCAUUCUUACCCUAUGCAUCGUCUACGCUGUGACGGCAUUCCUCGGCGGUGGUAGCUUUUGGCAGCAUUCUCUACUUGAAAGCAUUGGCAUUAGGAACAACGACAUGAUUCCGGAUUCCUUGUACAAACUUGCAUGGAACGAAUGGUAUAUGGUAUACGGCGGUGUUGUACUGGUGUACAACACCAUUUCCAGCGCGAAGAAUGUCAUGGAUGCUCGUCGCGCGCGAGGCCAACGCGCGCGUAUCGCCCUCCUUGGUCUUCUUACGUUCGCCGCUGCUUGGAUUCUCAUUGGCGCCUACCUCUACCUCCAACCGAUCAUUCUGCACUACCAUCUCGUCCCAUUCGUCUUUUUCGCCGGUCUCAUCAAUGCUUUCUCCGUCGGCCGGAUGAUCAUCUCCCACCUCACCAAGUCACGAUUCCCACGCGGAAACGUCCUCAUGUACCCCCUGAUCUACGGUGUCAUCGACUCGCUCGGCCCCCGGCUACAAGAACACAUUGGUGUGGGAUGGCCAAGCGCACUCGGAAACGACGUGUAUCAGGUUGCGUUUGUGUUCAUGUGUUUGGGUCUAGCGAUUGGCGUGCACGGCAGUUUUGUUGUGGAUGUCAUCUGGACGAUAUGUGAUUAUCUGGAUAUCUGGUGCCUGACGAUCAAGUACCCUUAUGCCCCUGUCAAGGGGGAACUGGAGGCGAAGGAGCGGAUUGAGAAGGAGAAGAAGGGGCAGUGA
Molecule: messenger RNA, 1263 nt
Organism: Westerdykella ornata
Lineage: Eukaryota; Fungi; Ascomycota; Dothideomycetes; Pleosporales; Sporormiaceae
Product: Choline/ethanolaminephosphotransferase
Exons: 6
Coding region: 1-1263 (420 amino acids)
Biological process (GO): phospholipid biosynthetic process
Cellular component (GO): membrane
Molecular function (GO): phosphotransferase activity, for other substituted phosphate groups
Source: RefSeq, a predicted model, not a curated record